Messenger RNA from Trichosporon asahii var. asahii CBS 2479, 2148 nucleotides. Its product is annotated as glycogen (starch) synthase. Gene Ontology annotation, molecular function: alpha-1,4-glucan glucosyltransferase (UDP-glucose donor) activity. NCBI's taxonomy places the organism in Eukaryota, Fungi, Basidiomycota, Tremellomycetes, Trichosporonales, Trichosporonaceae. Gene Ontology annotation, cellular component: cytoplasm. Gene Ontology annotation, biological process: glycogen biosynthetic process. The transcript has 5 exons. The record is from RefSeq and is a predicted model, not a curated record. The coding region runs from base 1 to 2148 and encodes 715 amino acids.
AUGGCCGACGCUGUUCACCGUGAUGUCCACAACCCGCUACUCUUCGAGUGUGCUUGGGAGGUCGCCAACAAGGUCGGCGGUAUCUACACCGUCAUCAAGACCAAGGUGCCCGUGACCGUCAAGGAGUUUGGAGACCGAUACUGCCUGAUCGGUCCCCUCAGCUACAAGACGGCGCCCAUGGAGGUCGAGUCCGAGGAGCCUGAGCCUGGACCGAUGGCGGACACUCUCCGCGCCAUGAAGGACGGCGGCAUCAAGUACAUCUAUGGUCGUUGGCUGAUUGAGGGUGCUCCCCGUGUCCUUCUGUUCGACACUGGAAGCGUCUACAACCGCCUGGACGAGUGGAAGGCCGACCUUUGGAACGUUGCCGGCAUCCCCACGCCGCCCAACGACCACGAGACCAACGAGACCCUCCUGUUCGGCUACAUGGUUGCUUGGUUCCUCGGCGAGUUCUCCGCCCGCUGCCUCGACAAGGCCAUUGUCGCCCACUUCCACGAGUGGCAGGCUGGUCUUGCGAUCCCGCUCUGCCGCAAGCGUCACAUCGACGUCACCACCAUCUUCACCACCCACGCUACCCUCCUCGGCCGCUACCUCUGCGCUGGCGAUGUCGACUUUUACAACAACCUGCAGUACUUUGAUGUUGACCACGAGGCCGGCAAGCGUGGAAUCUACCACCGUGAGCACCUGCUGAAGCGCAAGCCCGACGGAGUGCUUCCCAACGGUCUCAACGUCAAGAAGUUUGCCGCCAUGCACGAGUUCCAGAACCUCCACGUCAAGUCGAAGGAGAAGAUCAACGAGUUUGUGCGCGGCCACUUCUACGGCCACUACGACUUUGACCUCGACAACACGGUCUACAUGUUCACCGCUGGUCGCUACGAGUUCAGGAAUAAGGGUGUCGACAUGUUCAUCGAGUCGCUCGCUCGUCUCAACUACCGCCUGAAGAAGAUGAACUCGAAGAUGACCGUCGUCGCCUUCAUCAUCAUGCCUGCCGCCACGAACUCGUACACCAUCGAGGCGCUCAAGGGCCAGGCUGUCAACGGCCAGCUCAAGGACGUCGUUGGCCAGAUCACGAAGCGCAUUGGUGACCGCAUCUAUGACCACGCCGCCCGCUACCAGGGCGUCCACGGAACCGAGGUGCCCAACGCCGAGGACCUCAUGUCGGAGGAGGACCGCAUCCUGCUGAAGCGUCGCGUCUUCGCGCUCAAGCGCAACUCGCUCCCGCCCGUUGUCACCCACAACAUGCAGGACGAUGCCAACGACCCGAUUCUGAACCAGAUCCGUCGUGUCCAGCUGUUCAACCGUACCUCUGACCGCGUCAAGGUCGUCUUCCACCCCGAGUUCCUGAACUCGAACAACCCAAUUCUCGGUCUCGACUACGAGGAGUUUGUCCGCGGCUGUCACCUCGGUGUCUUCCCCUCGUACUACGAGCCCUUCGGUUACACCCCUGCCGAGUGCACGGUCAUGGGUAUCCCGAACGUGACGACCAACCUUUCCGGAUUCGGUUGUUUCAUGGAGGACCUGCUCGAGUCACCCGAGGACUACGGCUGCUACAUUGUCGACCGCCGAUCCAAGGGCGUCGAGGACUCGGUCGAGCAGCUCACGAACCAGCUGUGCAGCUUCACGAUGAAGUCGCGCCGUCAGCGUAUCAACCAGCGUAACCGUACCGAGCGUCUGUCCGAGUUACUCGACUGGAAGUCGCUCGGCCUUGAGUACGCCAAGGCGCGCCAGCUCGCCCUGCGCCGUGCCUACCCCGACUCGUUCAACGACGACGAGCCCGAGUUCACGGGUGUCCGCCGCGUUGGCGCUCCCCUCUCGGCUCCGGGCAGCCCGAAGGGCUACCGCUCUGGAAUGAUGACGCCUGGCGACUAUGCGACUCUGACGGAGGAGAUGGCCCACCUGGGCACGAGCGACUACAUGGGCGCGAAGAACUGGAAGGGCAUCAAUGACGAUGACGAUGAGGAGAACCACUACCCGUUCCCUCUCACGCUCAAGCCGAGGAAGCGGUCCGACUCGCUCGCGUCCGCGAUCUCGGGCACGAUGACGCCGUCUGGUGGCCGCAAGCUGUCUGAGCACGACCUGUCGAAGGCUGACGCUGCGCUCGAGUCGCACCAGACGGACCAGAACGGCAAGGAGAGCCAGACUGCCGCUUAA